Molecule: messenger RNA, 741 nt
Organism: Ilyonectria robusta
Lineage: Eukaryota; Fungi; Ascomycota; Sordariomycetes; Hypocreales; Nectriaceae
Exons: 2
Coding region: 1-741 (246 amino acids)
Source: RefSeq, a predicted model, not a curated record
AUGGCAACUCCCGACCUCGCGACAAAAGUCAUUGCAGGAGUUACGGUUGUUGACACGCCGAUUGUUCGAGCUGCCCAGGGGUAUGCUCGUGCUCACGGUGAUGACUUCGCGUUCAACCAUGUGAUGCGAUCAUGGAUACUCGGUGUCGUCGUCUACCAGAAACUCCACGAACAGGGUGUCCUUCCGCAGAUGGACUUGGAGGCGCACGCUAUCAGCGCUGUGUUCCACGAUCUUGGCUGGGACUGCACAGGCGAGCUUGUUUCCCAAGACAAACGCUUCGAGGUGGACGGAGCGGAAGCCGCUCGUAACUGGAUUCAAGAGGAGCAACGGAGUGGAAGAGCGGAGCACUGGGACCAUCACAGGACCCAGUUGGUUUGGGAUGCCAUUGCUUUGCACACUACCGGUACGAUCGCCUUGUAUAAAGAGACGGUCGUCAAGGUCUGUGCCUUUGGGAUUAGGGCCGAUAUUCGAGGUCCGAAUUUCGAUAAAGGUGGAACAGUCUCGUGGGACGUGUUUAAUGCUGUCAACGAGAUGUUUCCCCGCCUGGAUUUGGCCGACGGGAUUCGCCGAGUUAUAUGUGGCUUUUGCCGGACCAAACCCGAGACUAUAUAUGGUCAGUAUAUACCUUUUCUUGUUUUACUGGUAUACAAUUUCCAGGUGGAUUAUGGCAGGGAAUUUGUCGAGGGCUAUAAGCCGGAAGGAAGCCGGCUUCUUGAUAUUGUUGAAAAGACUUUUAAGUAG